UUUUUUUUUUUUGUAAAGUAAAUCAGACUCGGAUAUUAUUCCGCUCACCAUGCCGAAGUCAAACUUUUUUCUGUGUUUGAUGCUGCUUAUCUCGCUGGGAUUGUCAGAUAGCGACGAGCCGAGUUUACCGCAGCCGCAGGACCUACCCGUGCCGCCGCAGAGAGAGGGAUCCACGGCAGCCGACGGGCUGCUGGCGGCGGUCGAUGCCGAGGAGUCCGGUGCUCAGGAGUGCGCGGCGUGCAUGUGGAGGGAGCACAGCAAAGUGCUGAGGCUGGAGACCAUCAAGUCCCAGAUCCUGAGCAAGCUGAGGCUCAAGCAAGCGCCCAACAUCAGCCGGGAAGUGGCCAGCCAGCUGCUGCCCAAGGCCCCUCCGCUCCAGCAACUUCUGGACCACCACGACUUCCAGGGGGACGCGUCCUUGCAAGAGGACUUCAUGGAAGAGGACGAGUACCACGCCACCACCGAGACUGUCAUCACCAUGGCUUCAGAACCGGAGCCCCUUGUCCAGGUGGAGGGCAAACCCAGCUGCUGCUUCUUCAAGUUCAGCCCCAAGAUCAUGUUCACCAAGGUGCUGAAGGCGCAGCUGUGGGUGUACCUGCGGCCGCUGCAGAAGAGCUCCACGGUGUACCUGCAGAUCCUGCGGCUCAAGCCCGUCACGGAGGAGGGCACCCGGCACAUCCGGAUCCGAUCGCUGAAGAUCGAGCUGAACUCGCGCGCCGGCCACUGGCAGAGCAUCGACUUCAAGCACGUGCUGCAGAACUGGUUCAAGCAGCCACACACCAACUGGGGGAUCGACAUCAACGCCUUCGACGAGGGCGGCAAUGACCUGGCCGUCACCUCCCUGGGACCAGGGGAGGAGGGGCUGCAACCGUUCCUGGAGGUGAAGGUGACGGAGACGUCGAAGCGUUCGCGGCGCAAUCUGGGCCUGGACUGUGACGAGCACUCUCUGGAGUCCCGCUGCUGCCGCUACCCGCUCACCGUCGACUUCGAGGCGUUCGGCUGGGACUGGAUCAUCGCGCCCAAGAGAUACAAAGCCAACUACUGCUCCGGCCAGUGCGAGUACAUGUUCAUGCAGAAGUACCCCCACACCCACCUGGUGCAGCACGCCAACCCCCGCGGCUCUGCCGGGCCGUGCUGCACCCCCACCAAGAUGUCACCCAUCAACAUGCUAUACUUUAACGACAAGCAACAAAUAAUCCACGGCAAGAUCCCAGGCAUGGUGGUGGACCGCUGUGGGUGCUCGUAAACUCACACCACUCCCCAGUACCGCCCCGACCAAGAAAACAAAAUCUCUAUAAAAACCAGAAAAAACUGCAAUGUCAAAAUAUAUAACAGGACACCUUGCACUGUGCAAUAAGCAGAAAAGGAUCAAACAAAAAAAAAGUGGCUUUGAACCAGAAGAGAUCAAUUUAAUAAAAGAAAGCUUUCUAUCGAUCUUAAUUGAAGACUUCUUCCCUGCGCUGUAGAUAAAGAUAAUAUUUUGUAUUAAAACAUGAUCUCCUAUUAGGAUAGCCUCAUAUAUUCUUUCUCUGUAUUCAUGAAGGCAGUGAUUAUAGAUCGGUCCUGCAUCCCCCCCGCCCCCCCAAUGAUUUCCAGACGGAAUCUCUGGAAUUCCAAUUGAUAACCCGGAGCUGCAUCGGAGCGCACGUUCUGCCAGAGACGGCAUUCUAGAAAUUAAUGCAUUCCAAAAAACAAGGUGUUUGAUCCACUUGCAGAAACUCAUCUUCAAGGGUAAGAUCUGCAGUGAAAGCAGCUGGACCUCCACUGGACACAAUCCUCCAGCCUUGCACAGGAAGGGCUACACUCCAGCUCGGCUCAGUCUUCAGGUAAAGUCGAGCUCAAACCUGCACCCUCGGAAGCCUACAGAAGGCGCUUUCAUUCUUGUGAUGUUUCCAAAGGAUAACAAAUCUUUAGUGGGUUCUGUUAUGUGUGCCACAAUCCCAGCAGGCAAUUUAUACAAGACCUGAAAGGGAUUUGCUCAAAACCAGCCCCUCCGCAUCUUUCAGGACAGAAGGCUUGCCCCACCUCCCUUCUACAAAACAGAGCACAGUAUGAAUUUUGUUUUUGCGUAUAUCUGUACAUGUUCAUUUUAUAUAUAUAUAUAUAGAUACACAUUUUAGAAUACGUUUUUUGUUCUUGAAGGCUGAAGGAUGAUAGAUUGGGGUCCCUCUUUCUCUCACUGCCGUGUCUAACUGGACAGGACCAGCAGGCUCAGCAAACAGCGAUGAAUCAUCGAACUAUAGGGGCUGAUCAGGAGCCUGCCUGGCUGAAUCUGUUAGCUUGUGCUGUCUGUCUAGUGCUGGGCAAACGUUCCUGCAAUGGAAACAUCUGUUUAUUGUGGCACGGCCACUAUCUUGGCAGCACGCCCAGCUGGUCAACACAUUUCCAGGCUGAUCUUUUUAUUAAUUUAUCGUUUGGUUGGCGACAGCACACACUCGAUCUUACACUCUGUCUUGAAAACGUGCCAGUCCCACAAACUGGGGUCUCUAAGUCAAACCCCAGACACCGUCCCUCAACCCCAAGAUCCUUCCAGUUUCCAGAAACCGCUCGUCUCGCCUCGCCUCGCUCCCAUCGCUUCAUGGCUAUCGGUGGUUAUCGUUUCAUUUCAAGCCGGGCCGAUCCGUUUGCAGCGACGCUGGAUUUGCAUCGCGGGAGUGAAGCAUGUCGUGGAUACAGCCUGUCAGAACAUCCCCACUGCGAUCCAAAAACGUGCAGGACUCGAAACAAUCGCGCAAUACAUCCCUUAUAAAAAUGUCUCUCAGUAAAAGCACAGCAAAGUGUAUUGAAGCACAGUGAAAGCAUGAUAAAGCACUGGCAAGCAUUGCAAAGUACGAUAAAGCAUAUUUAAAGGCUCCGAGACCCCUGAACAGAAGCACUACGCUGUUGGACAAAGGAAGAAAAACGAGGGGCGCAAGGAAAGGAACUUUCUUUAUAAAAUACAAACCCUCAGCAGGCUUGUCUACCUGACCAACGAUAAAUUUUGCACUAUGGGUCGUCAUUCACAAGAGAGGAUUUUGGGUUUGUUUUGGGGUUUGUUUCGUUUUUUUUUUUGUUUGAGCACAAGAAGAGCUCACCAACAGAUUCUAUAACUUUAUAAGCUUGGUGUCUCAGCUUCCGAUAUCACUCAAGCAGUGUGAAAAUAGCAGUGAGAGUCCCUCUAUAUUUUACUGUCAUUAUCUUCAGAUGUUUUGUUUUUAUUUGUUAUAUAAAAUGGAUAUUUGCUUUUCCCCCCUCCCCUCCCCACCCCACACCCCUUUCUCUAAUUCCUGGAGAAACUGAGCGCGUCCAUGAAUUAAAACAGCAUAAUCUACUGCAUCAAUGUGCAUCAACCGAUAUCCUUUGGUGCCUGAGAGAGUAAUGACCAUCUGCUUCUCUGGAGAGAGAAAGAAAAACUAAACACACAACUCUUUUUGUGAAUUGUGUGGUGGAGAGAUUUUUUUUUCUUUAUUUUGCUGGUUGGUUAAUGUUCUCUUCUGAAUUGCUGAAAAUCUGUCCCAUGCACGCACACACACAGGCACACACGCACACACACAGACACGCA
Polyodon spathula (Mississippi paddlefish) is the source of this 3541-nucleotide messenger RNA. RefSeq names its product growth differentiation factor 11 (gene gdf11). Lineage: Eukaryota; Metazoa; Chordata; Actinopteri; Acipenseriformes; Polyodontidae. The transcript has 3 exons. Gene Ontology annotation, biological process: SMAD protein signal transduction. The record is from RefSeq and is a predicted model, not a curated record. Gene Ontology annotation, molecular function: cytokine activity; growth factor activity. Gene Ontology annotation, cellular component: extracellular region. The coding region runs from base 50 to 1246 and encodes 398 amino acids.